AUGGCAGAAAAAGAUGUUAACAAGUGUACACAGAACGGUAUGCCGGAGGACACACCCACAGCGUUCGCCGCUUUUCCAUAUCGUGUUGGGCUCACCAAAGAGGAAGUGGUUGGUUUCUACUCUAAAUGGGCCGUGAAUGGCAAAUAUGAAAAGGACUUGUGUCAUGCGAAUUUCAAGGGACCAGUCAUUGCUGCCAACGCCUUGACAGAUUAUUUCAGAGGAAGCAUAUCCCAGACGAAAGUAUUAGAUGUGGCCGCAGGAACCGGCCUUGUUGGCAAACAGCUUCAGGACCGAGGAUUUAAGCAUCUGGAUGCUCUAGAACCAGCGGCAGGGAUGUUGGAACAAGCCAGGAAGAAGAACAUCUACACCAACCUCUACUGUGAGUUCCUGGACGGCAACCGUCUCCCAAUAGAUGACGACUCGUACGACUGCUGUGUAAUAAGUGGUGGAAUGGGAGAAGGACAUAUUCCAUGCUGUGGGUUGCACGAGCUAAUUCGACUAACUAAACCAGGGGGUUUCGUAUGCAUCGUGAUGUUGGAAAAAUAUCUCACUCAGUGCAAGGAAUACAUGGAUGGACUUGAGCAGCUGAUGAAGGACCUGGAGGAUGCUGGGAAAUGGCAACGAUUGUCACGUGAUGUCGUACCAGAAUACUCACUUGGCAGGAGUGGUGUUACCUUUAAAUUUAGGAUAUGUAAAUAGAAGAAUAGUUUGUAUUUUUUCAAUAUCUAAGUUUGUAACUGUUCUGGAUAUCGGUGUAUAACUUCACUGGUAAAGUCUCGUCAGAUACGAGCCCCUUAGAGCACGUUUAUAUCCCAAGUUACUUCACAUAAUGAAACAAAGCAGAUAAAGUG
Molecule: messenger RNA, 851 nt
Organism: Haliotis rubra (blacklip abalone)
Lineage: Eukaryota; Metazoa; Mollusca; Gastropoda; Lepetellida; Haliotidae
Product: methyltransferase-like protein 27
Exons: 5
Coding region: 1-699 (232 amino acids)
Source: RefSeq, a predicted model, not a curated record